Molecule: messenger RNA, 918 nt
Organism: Pipistrellus nathusii (Nathusius's pipistrelle)
Lineage: Eukaryota; Metazoa; Chordata; Mammalia; Chiroptera; Vespertilionidae
Source: the annotation of a GenBank genome assembly
AUGUCCUUCAAGAAGGAGACGCCGCUCGCCAAUGCUGCAUUCUGGGCCGCGAGGAGGGGGAACCUGGCGCUGCUCCGGCUGCUGCUCACCAGCGGGCGUGUGGACGUGGACUGCAGGGACAGUGGCGGCACCUCGCUCCUCAUGGUCGCCUCCUACGCCGGCCACAUCGAUUGCGUGCGGGAGCUGGUGCUCCAGGGCGCCGACAUCAACCUCCAGAGAGAGUCAGGCACCACUGCCCUGUUCUUCGCCGCCCAGCAGGGCCACAGCGACGUCGUGCGGCUCCUCUUCCAGUUCGGUGCGUCCACGGAAUUCCGGACCAGAGACGGGGGCACGGCCCUAUUGGCCGCCAGCCAGUACGGGCACCGGCAGGUGGUGGACACCCUCCUGAAGCACGGCGCCAACAUCCACGACCAGCUCUACGACGGAGCCACUGCCCUCUUCCUGGCUGCCCAGGGCGGCUACCUGGAUGUCACUCGGCUGCUGCUGUCGUCCGGAGCGAGAGUCAACCAGCCGAGGCAGGAUGGGACAGCUCCACUGUGGAUCGCGUCGCAGAUGGGCCACAGUGAGGUGGUGAGGGUGAUGCUGCUGCGGGGAGCCGAGCGCGACGCCGAACGGGACGACGGCACCACGGCGCUGCUGAAGGCGGCCAACAAGGGCUACCACGCCGUCAUCGAGGAGCUGCUCAAGUUCUCCCCCAGCCUGGGCAUUCUGAAGAACGGGACGUCGGCGCUCCACGCCGCAGUGCUCAGCGGGAACAUCAAAACCGUCAAGCUGCUCCUGGAGGCAGGGGCGGACCCGGCCCUGAGGAACAAGGCCAACCAGCUCCCAGCAGAACUCACCCAGAACGAGCGCAUCCUGAGCCUCCUCGGAGGCAAAGGCGGGCACAGGAGGAGCUACCUCAGCUGCAUAUUUGACUGA